Messenger RNA from Fusarium proliferatum ET1, 4431 nucleotides. RefSeq lists its product as uncharacterized. The transcript has 3 exons. Gene Ontology annotation, molecular function: protein binding. The record is from RefSeq and is a predicted model, not a curated record. Bases 1 to 4431 code for a protein of 1476 amino acids. NCBI's taxonomy places the organism in Eukaryota, Fungi, Ascomycota, Sordariomycetes, Hypocreales, Nectriaceae.
AUGUCGGGAAUCGAAGGCCUGAGCAUCGUUGCAAACGUUAUUGCCAUCGUUGACCUGUCUCUCAAAGUCAUCUCGUGGUGCUCCAAGUAUGCUCAAGACGUCAAAGACUCCAGCGACGAUCGCGCCCGGCUCCUGCAGGCGGCUAUCACCUUGCAUUAUGAGUCCGGGAAAAUCCACGGCCUUCUCUCUGGCAAAAGAAGCCAUAAAUUGAAAGAAUCUCAGAAGCUUGCCCAGGCUAUGGGGAGCAGUGAGGUUCAGUUACGCGAGAUCGAAAGUUUGUUAUCCGACAAGACCAACUGUUCAACCCUCAAAUGGCCGCUGCGGAAAGAAAGGGUCGAAAGCGCUAUCAGAAACAUUGAGAAUGCAACAAAGACCCUCUUAGAGCUCCUUCAGAUUGAUACGGCAAGCAUUAUCCUUGAUAUCGAUGAUAGGACGGAGGGUGGCCAUCGAAGAGCAGUAAUCGAUCAGUUGCCCUACGUUAGCGAUGCAGUAUGGGAUUCACAUGCCGAGGAACAUAACGCGACCUGCCUGGAGAAUACCCGUAAGGAUAUUCUACGGGAAAUAAAAGAAUGGGCUGAAGACACAACUGACCAGUCGAAAACGGUGUACUGGCUCAACGGCAUGGCGGGCACUGGAAAGUCCACCAUCUCACGCACAAUUGCCCGCUCCCUGUCCGAGGCUGGGAGAUUAGGGGCAUCCUUCUUCUUCAAACGUGGCGAACUGAAUAGAGAGAAGAUAUCCAAACUCGUCCCUACCAUUGCGCGUCAACUUGCGACGAGCCGACCGGAGCUUGAGUCUUAUAUCUAUAAAGCGGUCCUGCAUGAUCCAACCAUUGCGAGCAAAGCCGUCAGAGCUCAGUUCGAAAGACUUAUUCUGGAGCCCCUGUCUCAAAUUUCAACUGAGACUCAGGAUAAAACGCCCGUCACUAUUGUCAUCGACGCGCUGGACGAAUGCGAGUCUGAUGCUGAUAUCUAUCUCAUCAUCAACCUAUUUUCUCGGACAAGACACAUAAAUCAACCGCGAAGUAGAAUAUUUGUGACAAGCCGCCCUGAUCUUCCGGUUCGCCUAGGCUUCAAAGACGUGCAGGGAACUUAUCAAGAUAUGGUCCUUCACGAGAUACCCGCUCAAGUAAUAGAACACGACAUAUCAAUAUUCUUAACACACGAAGCAGGCCUAAUUAAAAGGAGAUGGGAUUCUUCAGUUCCUGAGAGACGUAAACUGCCAACCGACUGGCCUGGAACCGCCUGCAUCCAGCUCCUCGCAGAAAGAGCAGCGCCGCUCUUCAUUUUCGCCGCAACUGUAUGCCGUUUCAUAGCUGACCGGAGGCAUGGUAACCCUGACGAGCAGCUCCAAAAAUUCCUAGGAUCUUCGGCUGAGGAUACCCCGUCUCGGAUGGAGCUUACUUACGGGCCAGUACUUGGUCAGCUGUUUGGUUCGCAUUGUCCCAAACGCAAGAGGGAGACGAUCAUCCACGAAGUCAAGCGAAUCAUCGGUACCAUCAUUAACCUCGCUACCCCUCUGUCAUCAUCCACACUUUCGAGACUCAUAAGAAUGGAUCAGAAGACGAUUGAUGUCAGGUUGGACUUUCUUCAUUCGGUUCUCAGCAUCCCUUCCUCUUCACAUGCACCAAUUCGAAUGCUUCAUUCAUCCUUCAGUGACUAUCUGAUGGACCCAGAUAUAGAAGGGAACCCCUUUCGAAUCGACCAGAAGAAGUCGUCAAGAGAUAUAGUUGAAGACUGUUUCCAAGCGAUGGAGAGCCUCAAAACCGAUAUCUGUCACCUGGGGAUUCCAAGCAUGUCCCGUUCGACAAUACAGCCCGAGGUCAUCGCUCAAUGUCUACCCCCUGAGGUUCAAUACGCAUGCGUUUACUGGAUAGACCACCAAAGAGUUGCAGGAAUUGCCCCUGAAGAUGCCACCGCCAUCUUAAGCUUUUUGGAGAAGCAUCUGCUUCACUGGUUUGAAGCCAUGAUCUUACUAGGCAAGGUCUACUUGAUCACCGGACUGAUCAGGAGUCUUAAAUCUGUCCUGGAAAGAAAGUCUGCCGUUGACGUAACGUUGAUCGACUUUCUUGACGAUGCCAUUAGAAUUGUUGACAAAAAUAUAGAGAUGAUCAACCUAGCCCCCCUGCAGAUAUAUCACUCUGUUUUAGUGUUUGCGCCUACGAACAGCAUCGUCCGAAAGACCUUUGUCACUGAAUUACCGGCCUAUUUGAGGCGUGUAACAGGCAGAAGAGCCGACUGGGAUCCACGCCUGCGUUCGUUCGAUAACGCCCAGCCCAGAGGGUGGCAUCCCAUAGACAGGCGCUCUACCGUGUUUUCACCUGACUCUGAAGUAUUGCUCUCUGUAUCCAGUGGAGGAUAUGCCAGAGCUUGGGAUUGCGAUACAGGUGAAUGUAUAGAGCAGCUCGAGACAGCCAAAAGCUCUUUGAUGGCCCUUUCUCCCAAUGGAAGAUACCUAGCAGUGAUCACCCCUGAGUGGAAGAUAAGCCUGUCCUCGGAUACAAGAACACAUGUUCUAGAGUCAACACAAGAUAUAGUUUUGGGUGAUCUGGCCUUCUCACGAGAUUCCGCAUUACUAUGGGCAUGCUCGAUCAAGGGACAAGUGAAAGCCUGGAAUGUGGCAACGGGGGAUUGCGUGAGAGAUCUCAAAUGCCCAUGGACCAUGGACGCUGACCCCCAAUCUCGUGAUAACUACGAGUGCCAGUUCAAGUUUUCAUUUGGUUACUCCACCGCUCUACUUGUUUCAGACUAUAUUGAUGCGCAUGUUUGGUCUCUUGAACGUGGUGAGGAAGAGAAGUCCUUUGACAUAGCGCUAUCAAACGGUGCCUAUACUAUGCCCAGUGGCUUCUCGCCAGAUGAGAAAGUAUUGGCUACGCCAUCAGAAAGAGAUUCAGUGAUGAAGAUCUGGGACCUCAAGACAGGCCAGUGUCUAUGGGAGCUGGAGGAAGGGGAUGGUCGCCAUAUAAUGGACUUUGUCUUCUCAGCAGACUCUCGCCUCUUGGCGAUAGUCUAUGACAACAAUUCAACAUUGGUCUGGGAUAUUGAGAGUGGAAAGUGCUCAGCAAGACUAAACAUCAGGGGUCGUGUCUCCCUCUUCAGUAUUACAUUCUCACCCGACAUGGAACUUAUCCUUCUCAUAAGUAAGAGAGAGGAUGGGCCAAACAGCAACAUUGAAGUGUGGAGCUUAGACUCAGAAGCCUGUAUGGCAAUGAUGAGAUGCCAUGAGGACGAUAUACACCAUCUUCUAUUUUCCCCUGAUGGGCAAACCUUUGCUUCUGUGCGACCAGGUGGCGGUGAAAUACAGUUAUGGGACUGGCAAAGCCUCCUCAAAGAGCCUCUAGAAGACUCAAAAGAAACGACGUCACUCGUUCUAUCACAUGAUGCAUCAACAAUAAUAGCGUCAUACGGGACUCACGAAUUGAGAGCAUGGGAUGCUGCAACAGGCGAAAUGCUCCAUGAGAUGCGCACCAAGGGCCAAGGGUUCAGUAUACGGUCUUGCAAGUUUUCCCCUGAUGAUGCAUACAUAGCAACAGACGGAUGGUAUGGAGCGGCAGUGUGGGAUGCACGCGAUGGUAACUGCGUGUGGCAUUCCAGCCAUGACUGCCGAAGGACUAGGGUGCAUUUCUCAUCUGACUCUCAGCGUAUCGCAGUAUGUGUUGGAUUCUGCUGGGAGAGAAGUAGUCCUUGUAUUGAGAUCUGGAAGCGGACCAGCAUUUCAUUUGAUCUCGAACAUACCUGGAAUGAGAUCUCGGCUUAUAACCUUUCGUUUUCUCCAAGUGGAAGCCUGUUGUUCGUCAAUCAUGGAAAUGGGAUAAGAGGUUUCGACUGUGACACAGGUGGAGUGUUUCAUGAGAUACCAUUUGAUGGACACGAGAUCACUAUAGUUCCGAUGGCGGUUUCCGAGGAUUCGUCCACCCUUGCCCUUGGUCUUCAAUCUGAGAUUCAAAUAUGGAACCUUGAGUCAAUGAUGUGUACCAAACAGUGGUGGACGAAGCUAGCUUCUCAUAUAAUCCUGUCUUCCACGGGAACCCUUUUGGCCGGCCAGAUUAACAACAACAUCCGAAUCUGGAAUUGGACGACUGGGGAGAUGCUUGCCGACAUCCGUCUUUCUGAAAACGACUGGAACAUUGAUGCCUUUUUAGCAGAUAACUCUGGAAUCAACACCACCCAUGGAAUUAUUCCAACGAAUCUGGGAAAUGUCUCAAGCAGGUACUCCACACCAACCUUCAGACUCACAGGGCAUUACAUCCAGUGGAGGGAGAAAAAUUUGAUCGAACUACCACGUGAUUAUCGAGCUGUUAGGAUUGCCAUAGUAGCGACAAAUUCGGAACUCACUAUUGCAUUUGGGUGUAGCUCGCAGCGGGUUACCAUUCUUAAGAUCUCGGAGGAUGAGGAGUUGAGACGGUUGCUUCCUCUGAUCGAGAAGACUUGA